This is a messenger RNA of Morchella importuna, 711 nucleotides long. RefSeq lists its product as uncharacterized. The transcript is spliced from 2 exons. Bases 1 to 711 code for a protein of 236 amino acids. The record is from RefSeq and is a predicted model, not a curated record. NCBI's taxonomy places the organism in Eukaryota, Fungi, Ascomycota, Pezizomycetes, Pezizales, Morchellaceae.
AUGGGCCUAGAGGACAAGUCCCCUGCCACUGACGACCUCCUACAACACAUCGCCUCCACCUUCCACACCCAAGACCCCGGUUUGAACCCGGCCAAAGCCAUCAUCUCCCUCCUCCUUGGCCUCUCAACCCAAAUCGAGAAACUCACUACAGAGGUCCACACCCUAUCCGCGAGACACACCGCCGACGUUACCCUCCUCAACUCACGCAUCAACAACUGCACCCCUCAGCACUCCCCAGCCCCCGCCCCCCAGACCCGUCCUCCCCCUCAACGGCAACCCACCCACCAACCCCGCCAGCUCUCACGCCCCGCCCCUGCCAUUCCUCCCCCCCAGGGUUCUGUAACCGAAGAAGCAGAGCCCUACCUCAACGACCCCAUCGAAACCAUCGACCAAAACGGCAAUAGACGCCUCCUUACCUAUGCCGAGAAACUCAAACAACACCAGAACAACUCCCGUCCCGCCGCCCCCUCCCCCGCCACUCGGAAUGCAGGCCCCCGCAAGCCCACAGCUCCUCAACCAGCAACAAACCUCCCCACCGCCCAACGCCGGUUCUUCGCAACCAGAUCUAACCCCGCCCCCUUCCCGAACCACCAACAACUCGAAGCGAGACUCCCCUCCGACCUCGGAAGAGUCCUAGCCAACGCAGGCCUCACCCACCCACACACCGCUCUACAAGUCCAGACAUCGCUCCCUACUUCCCCGGUCUCCUAG